Vombatus ursinus (common wombat) is the source of this 2522-nucleotide messenger RNA. It is a transcript of the gene IL7R, whose product is annotated as interleukin 7 receptor. Gene Ontology annotation, biological process: positive regulation of receptor signaling pathway via JAK-STAT; hemopoiesis; cytokine-mediated signaling pathway. Gene Ontology annotation, molecular function: protein binding; cytokine receptor activity. The coding region runs from base 95 to 1462 and encodes 455 amino acids. The record is from RefSeq and is a predicted model, not a curated record. The transcript is spliced from 8 exons. Gene Ontology annotation, cellular component: membrane; external side of plasma membrane. Lineage: Eukaryota; Metazoa; Chordata; Mammalia; Diprotodontia; Vombatidae.
CUCACUGACUCUGGUUCUCUCUCUCUCUCUCUCUCUCUCUCUCUCUCUCUCUAUCCAUCUGUCUAUCUAUCUAUCUCUAUCUCUGUCUUUCAAAAUGACAGUUCUCAGUACAACUAUUGGUAUCAUAUUCUUUUUACUUCACUCUUCUUCUGGAGAAAGUGGCUUCGGACAGGAUGAUGAAUUUGAAGAUGAGGAACAAGAUGAUUAUGAAUUCACUUGCUAUAGCCAAUUGCAAGUCCAUGGCCAGCAGCACACUCUGACUUGUUCUUUCAAUGACUCGUCACUCAACAGCACCAAUUUGGGGCUCAAGCUAUGUGGCGCAUUCAUGUCCAACACACAAUGUGAGAUGAUGACGAAAAGAGAAAAGGAUUAUUUUAUGAAAUCAAGAUCAUUUUCACUGAUUAAUAUUUGUGAGUUGUGCGUGAUACUUGGAAAAAGUAAGGUGAAUUGCAAAACACUGAAGAUAACCAAAAUAGUUAAGCCUGAAGCUCCUUUUGACAUAAAUAUCACCUACCGAGAGGCAGCAAAUGACUUUGUGCUCACAUUCAAUACAACACACUUAUGGAAUGACUAUGUAAAAGAUUUAAUCCAUGAUAUAGCCUACCACCAAGAAAAUAGUAAAAGCAACUGGAUGCACAUAAGUUCAGACUAUCCUCUUGUAACACUUCUGGAGAGAAAGCUACAACCAAAUUCAACAUAUGAGGUUAAAGUACGGUCACUUCCCGGUGGAACCUAUUUUGCAGGGUCCUGGAGUGAUUGGAGCCCCAGUGUCUACUUCAGGACACCAUUGAGACCUAAAGCAGAGGAGCUGGAUUAUGUCAUGCUCAUCAUCAUCACUCUGAGCUUCUUUUCUGGGAUUCUGGGGAUUGUUGUGAUCUGUUUGCUAUGGGAAAAAAGAAUUAAACCUGUUUUGUGGCCCAACCUCCCUGACCACAAGACGACUUUGGAACAGCUAUGUAGAAAACCACAAAAGAAUUUCAACAUCAGCUUCAAUCCAGAAAGUUUCCUGGACUAUCCAAUUCAUAAAGUGGAUGGCAUUCAAGCCAAAGAAGAGGUAGAAGGUUUUCUGCAAGUCCCACUGCCCCGAGACAUCAAUGUCACAGAGAAGAUUGGGCUCAGCCCUGACUGGCCAUCUGAGAAUAACGUCAUCCCACCAGUGGCUUAUGGAGGGAACUCACCCCCAGCUUGCCUGCGUGGGAACUUCAAUACAUGUGACCUUUCUAUGGUCAUGGCCUCAAAGUCACCCAACCAUCAGGAGAAUAGCAAAAGUGAAGCUCAUUUCCAUGGGGGCCUACUCCUUAGCUCCGACUCCAGAAACAGUGCCUUGACAUUCCCUUUUCCACUCAGACUAGGAGUCUUGGCUCCAAAUCCAACUGCCCAAGGACAACCCAUCAAUGCAAACCUGAGGUUAAGUCAAGAAGAAGCAUAUGUCACUAUGUCCAGCUUCUACCAAAACAAGUGAACCUCAAGAAAUCCAUGAUUUGGAGCAUCAUAGCCAACAAAGACAACAGAAGGGGCUGCUUGAAGACCCUAUUUUCCAUCCUGAAUCCAAUCUCUGAUAAUAACUCAACAUAAAAAAAGAAAAAGCAACUUUUCUAUUUGUAAUGCAUCUACAUAUAUUAAAUUUUGGAAUACCUCUUUGACCAUUCCCUAGUUAAGUGAUGUUCCUUCUAACAAGAUUAGAGUGCCCUUACUUCCAUUGUUAUUGAUUUCAAAAACAAAUUAUCAAGCUAUUCAAUUCUUUGAAAAUGAAAGAGGAAGAGAAAAGGAGGAAGGGGAGAGGGAAGGAUGAAAAGAAAGAUGAGGAGAGAGGAAAAUAAGAAAGAAGGAAUGAAGAAAAUGAGGGACGAGUGAUGGAUGAGACCCACAAGUAUAAACCUAGUAUAUACUCUCCUAAUCAGAAGUUGGCAAUGUGGGCAUAGAAAUGGAAACUGCCAAAGACAUUGUACCAAUCUGGCUUUUCUCCCAGCUGCUCUGAACUACCUGUUGCACACCAUUUUAUAGUUUAUCAUUUACCACAGACAGUUUCUGGCAGUGGAGAUACUCAAGCCAGGCAUUUCAUAUCUUGGGGAAUACUCUAGUUCUGAGAAAAGAGGGAAAUGAGCUUUUUUUCUGGUUGUCAAGAAUCAUGUCUACAAAGUCUGAAGAUACAAAAUGCAAAUAACUUUUGAGAUUGAAACAUGGAAUCACCAAAUCUUAGCUUUGAAAGGGACCUUAAUAAUCAUCUAAGUCAAACAUUCACCCAAUUCUCUACAGUUUGAGGAAAUCACUAUCUCACUAUCUACAUUCCAUUUGGGGGCAAAACAAAACCUCUUCUAUUUUUCUAUAACAGUCUUCAACUUGAAUUAUUGGUGGUAGAAAAAAAUAACAAUUUCUGGUUUACCAAGACUAUGGGGUUCACUGUGACCUGCCAUUAUCAAAGUUUGUAGUCAUUAUUGGUUCUUGGAAGAAAUCUCAUUGCUUACCCUGGAUGUCAGGACAUUUCAGUACAUGGAGUAGAAGAAUAAACUUUCAUAUUAGCA